AUGACCUCUUCCUACACAGCCACCACCACCAUCACAGCACCUCCCUCUGGAGUCACGCAGAAAGGAAGAGAGAAGUUAAAGACGAUGCCCCUCUACCUGGAAGAAGAUAUCCGUCCUGAAAUGAAAGAAGACAUACAUGACCCCAGCUACCACGAUGAGGAGGGACCCCCGCCCAAGCUGGAGUACGUCUGGAGAAACAUCAUCCUCAUGGCCCUGCUGCACUUGGGGGCCCUGUAUGGGCUUGUGCUGGUUCUCUCCUGCAAGGUCUACACCUUGCUCUGGGUAUUUGUCUGCUUUGUGAUCAGCAUUGAGGGCAUCGGAGCCGGAGCUCAUCGCCUGUGGAGCCACCGAACUUACAAGGCGCGCCUGCCGCUGCGGCUCUUCCUCAUCAUUGCCAACACCAUGGCUUUCCAGAAUGAUGUGUAUGAAUGGGCCCGAGAUCACCGCGCCCACCACAAGUUCUCAGAAACACACGCCGACCCUCACAAUUCCCGGCGUGGCUUUUUCUUCUCUCACGUGGGCUGGCUGCUUGUGCGCAAACACCCGGCUGUCAAAGAGAAGGGUGGAAAACUGGACAUGUCUGACCUCAAAGCUGAGAAGCUGGUCAUGUUCCAGAGGAGGUACUACAAGCCUGGCAUCCUGCUCAUGUGCUUCAUCCUGCCCACACUGGUGCCCUGGUAUUUCUGGGGAGAGACUUUUCAACACAGCCUUUAUGUUGCCACUUUACUGAGAUAUGCCUUGGUGCUCAAUGCCACCUGGCUGGUGAACAGUGCCGCCCACCUCUAUGGCUUUCGCCCUUAUGACAAGAACAUUGACCCAAGAGAGAAUGCCUUGGUUUCCCUAGGAUCUCUGGGCGAGGGCUUCCACAACUACCACCACGCCUUCCCCUACGACUACUCUGCCAGUGAGUACCGCUGGCACAUCAACUUCACCACAUUCUUCAUCGACUGCAUGGCUGCCCUGGGCCUGGCUUAUGACCGGAAGAGAGUGUCUAAGGCUGCUGUCUUGGCCAGGAUCAAAAGAACUGGAGAUGGGAACUGCAAGAGUGGCUGAGUUUGGGGUUGUCUUUGUUUCUAUUCCCAAAGCCAGCUGGG
Messenger RNA from Peromyscus californicus insignis, 1094 nucleotides. RefSeq names its product acyl-CoA desaturase 3. The coding region runs from base 1 to 1053 and encodes 350 amino acids. Gene Ontology annotation, molecular function: iron ion binding; stearoyl-CoA 9-desaturase activity; palmitoyl-CoA 9-desaturase activity. Lineage: Eukaryota; Metazoa; Chordata; Mammalia; Rodentia; Cricetidae. The record is from RefSeq and is a predicted model, not a curated record. Gene Ontology annotation, biological process: response to fatty acid; unsaturated fatty acid biosynthetic process. The transcript is spliced from 5 exons. Gene Ontology annotation, cellular component: endoplasmic reticulum membrane.